Rotaria sp. Silwood1 is the source of this 1857-nucleotide messenger RNA. NCBI's taxonomy places the organism in Eukaryota, Metazoa, Rotifera, Eurotatoria, Philodinida, Philodinidae. The record is from the annotation of a GenBank genome assembly.
AUGCAUCGUGUUGAGAUGGUCUGGUUACUACAAUUUAUUUGUCUAAUCGCACUUGGUAGUACUGGAAUCGAUGGUGCCCCUCAUUAUCAUAAAGGACGAAAGAAGAACGAUGAUCCAAUUCUGAUCGAAGUGAAUUGGUCACAGUAUGGCUUCCUUUUACAUACGAUACCCAGUUUGCAAAUUGUGACAAAUCCACUUGUCACCGCUGAAUUCUCACCUAUUCAUAAACAAGUCUUCGAUAAUUUGGCUCAGUUGAACGCUGAAUAUGUUCGAUAUGCAGCAUGGUAUCCUUAUCCGAAAAUGGCUGUUGCUGAGCUCGAUCCACCUUCAGGUUUAUUUCAAUGUGGUAAUGUGGCUCAGAAUUUUUCGGUGAAAUUAUCAUGCCAGCAAGGUGGUGGUGUGAUCAAUAGUGUGGACUUUGCUUCCUAUGGAACAGCUAAUGGUCCAUGUGGUCAAAUGAAACAGGGAACAUGCCAUGCAGCCAAUAGUUUAAAUAUUGUUCGACAAGCUUGCUUCGGUCAUGCAGAAUGCAGUGUAUCGGCAACAAAUGAUCUCUUCGGUGAUCCUUGUGUUGGCACAAAUAAGAGAUUACUCGUGCAAAUUCAAUGUAAUCCACCACAAAAUAAUACCUAUUGGGAUUUUACCUAUCUGGAUCCGACCGUGAAAGAUUUUCUCGAUGCUACCGAUGGUCAUUCACGAAUUAUGAUGUUUUCCACUCAACCAGUCUGGCUCUUUCAACUUAAUACGUCUCAUCUUUAUCCAGACAAUGUCACACAAGUCGAUUGGAGCUAUCCUCAAGGAUCUCAACUGAUUGAUGACACGAUGCAAGCUUUAGGCGAUUACUAUGGUCGACUGAUCGCCUGGUAUACACGAGGUGGUUUUAUUGAUGAAUAUGGCCAGAAACAUGUCUCGAACUACUCAUAUAAGUGGGACUAUACAGAAAUUUUCAAUGAAAUCGAAUUCGAACAUAAUAUGAGUCCGGAAUAUUAUACUCGAGCUUACGAUGCAGUUGUUCAAGGUAUUCGACGACAUACCAACAAUACUCAGAUGAAAUAUGUUGGCAUGGCACUUGGCGGUCACAAUGAGUUCGAACGAUAUCGUUAUUUUCUCAAUCAUUCCAAUCAUGCACCUGACAUUCCACUUGAUAUGAUAUCCUAUCACUUUUAUGCAUCGAGUGCAACAAGAACCAAUCCCGUUGAUUACGAAGCAUUCUUUCUUCAACUGGAUACAUUCACAUUUGAAGUGGAACAAAUUGAAGAGAUUCGAAAAGCACUUUCACCUGGAACCAAAACAACCAUUGAUGAAUUGGGUAUUAUUUUGCCCGAUGAUAAUAAUGUCGAUGCACCUGCAUUUCCAUUGAUCUAUUGGAAUGCUGGUGCUGCCUACUAUGCUUAUGCUUGGGCAAAAAUUGCUCGACAAGGAAUUGAUGUGGUUGGACACAGUCAAUUAGUUGGUUAUCCAAAUCUGCUGGACCUUCAACUGCAACCACAAUUUCCGAGUGUAGCUAUGCUUAACUGGACAACCGGUGAAGGGACAGCCAAAUACUGGACGUCGAAAUUAUUGAUUGAUACUGCCAAUAUUGACAAUGAUCAAGCAGUGGUCACUCAUACAUCCGAUAUCGAUGACGAACAUGUGUUUAGUCAAGCAUUUAUUGGUAAAAAUCAUCGACGAUGGGUGUUGAUUAUUAAUAAACGUUUUGCCAGUGUCGAUGUAUUCUUACCUGGUGCUACUGGUGGUACAAUGCAGAUCGUCAACGAAGCAUCUGGUUUUGGACCACCCAUAGAAACAAAACUCAUGUUAAGUCGAAUUACUUUGAGUCCAUUUGCAGUUGCUAUCGUUCAUAUGCCUAACGCUUAG